This is a messenger RNA of Myxocyprinus asiaticus (Chinese sucker), 1633 nucleotides long. RefSeq names its product LSM family member 14B (gene lsm14b). The coding region runs from base 1 to 1155 and encodes 384 amino acids. The record is from RefSeq and is a predicted model, not a curated record. Gene Ontology annotation, molecular function: mRNA binding. The transcript has 8 exons. NCBI's taxonomy places the organism in Eukaryota, Metazoa, Chordata, Actinopteri, Cypriniformes, Catostomidae.
AUGAGCAGCGGCACGCCCUACAUCGGCAGUAAGAUCAGUUUGAUCUCUAAAGCUCAGAUUCGCUAUGAGGGAAUAUUAUACACGAUUGACACCGACAACUCCACUGUGGCCCUGGCGAAAGUGAGGUCUUUUGGAACGGAGAGUCGUCCUACAGAUCGGCCUGUACCACCGAGGGAUGAAAUAUUUGAGUACAUAAUCUUCAGGGGUAGUGACAUCAAGGACAUCACUGUCUGUGAGCCUCUGAAAAUCCACCAUAGUCUUCCUCAGGACCCUGCCAUUGUUCAGUCAUCUGUUGGGACGUCGUCCAUGCACUACGCCUCACAGGGUGGCUUCAGUCCUUACAGAAGCAUGUUGCCCUCAUACAGUCAGUUGGCUGCGAGCUCUCUCCUCAGUCAGCAGUAUGCAGCAGCUCUGGGCCUGGGAGCAGGUCUGCAUGGUGUUCCUGUGAGGAGAGGCCAGAUGGUUGAACAGGCCGUUCAGACGGUACCCGCAGAAAAAACUGCCCAGAAAAAAGGUUUGACUGGAGCGCAGCAGCAAGGCAGAGAAGCAGGCCGACUGCAGCGAGGUGGCAGAGGACCCCAGUCCCAGGGAGGAGCUACUUUCAGCAAUGGGUCCACUAUGCAACAAGAAGUCUUGCAGGCACAGAGUCAAGCUAAUGAUGAGAACAAGCCACCAACCAGUAGGAGAAAACAGGGUACGAGAAGGUCCAGGAAUCGUGGUCGAGGUCAAAUCCUUGUAGGCAAUACAAAGCCCAGCACCCUGCAGUUUGAAUCUGACUUUGAUUUUGAAAUGGCAAAUGCUCAGUUUAAUAAAGAUGACCUUGAGAAGGAGAUUCAAGACCAGCUGAAUAUUCAAGAGAUCCUGGAAGAGGGAUGUGAGGAGCAGCAGAAGCUAGAGAAUGAGAGCACCAUUGAGGAGGACCCACUUGGCCCCAAAUGCUUCUACAACAAAGCAAAAUGCUUCUUUGAUAAUAUCUCCUCAGAACUCAAGUCAAGACGCACCACAUGGGCUGAGGAGAGAAAGCUUAAUGUGGAGACCUUUGGGGUGCCCGGCCGGUAUCUGAGGGGCCGUGGCUUUCGGGGUGGUUACCGAGGGCGACGGGGCAGAGGGGCUGUGCAGCAUCUUCCUCAAAGAGCAGGGAGCGGACGGCUGUGAAAACUGAUGCGAGUGCAUAAACAUUAAGGAAUAAAGUUAUUGUAUUUGGAGGACUUUUUCUGGAGCCUAUGGCUUUCAUUAAUUUGCUGUUUUUGUUGCCUUUUCAUCCAGAUCCAUGAUGCCUCAGGAAUGGCAUAGUGGUCAAAGUGUUUAAGUGUGUGAUCUAAAAGUUAUUAGUCUAAUUGUAUAUAAAGAUUUGAUUUUCAGUGCCUGAAAUGUUCAGUGGCACAUGCUGUUAAAAUGGGUUUUCUACUGCGGUCAAGCCCCUUAAAGGCGAACUGAACUGAUCAUUACUUUCGUUUGAUGUUGCAAGGGUUUUUUUUUUUUUUUUUUUUGUAACUGAAGAACACUGUGAUUGCACUAAAAAUGUAAAUGCACCUUAGAAGCCUUCAGUGAUUUUGCAUUUAAAAAAGGCACUUUUAUUUAAUGAAUUACUUCACUAUACAAAAAACAAAUUCAGACCGACUAUGUUAGUGUA